AUGUCUAAGCCGACUCUGGGCGGAGCCAUUGCCCCUACGACAGCUGCAAAGUCGACCAAAGUGCAACGAGUAGACGACAAAGCCUACGUCGUCGACUUGGCCCCGGCAUUCAAUAUUGGUACCGUACCCAACGGCGGCUAUGUCGCAGGACACUUUCUCGCCGUGGCACUCACACAUGUCGCCAAAUACGGGCACCGCAACGUUAUAUCCGCGCAUUGGGAUUUCCUGAACCGGUCCCAAGCCGGGCGCGCGACCAUGCUCGUUGACGAGGUCAAGAUUGCGCGCAACAUGUCCGUCCUGCACAUUGCGCUGUACCAAGACGGCCAGCUGACCGAGGCGCCCUGGGUCUCCCCGGACGCCCGCCGCGUCGUCACCGCCUCCGUCACCUGCCGCGACAUGGCGACCGAGACCGGCCAGUCGCUGGACGGCGAGUGGCGGGAUGCAUACCCCCCCGCGCCGGCCGAUCUGCAGCGCCUGCCGCUCGGACAGGACCCCGGCUGGGAGCUCUACACCAACGCCAAUUUUCGCCCCAACCGGCACUGGAACACCUACCAGCAGAGGACGCACGCGACGCCGGUCGGCAUUCGUGACUUGUGGAUGGAGCACAAGUCGGGCGAGCCGAUCGAGAACCUGGACUUGGCGUACCUGGCCGACAUCACGCCCGCCAUUGGCCUCUUCAGCCUGCAACACGCCCCGGCCGCGCAGACGCCGCCGGGCGUCGUCUUUUGGUAUCCGACGCUCAACAUCCACAUGGAUUUCAAAAAGAGCCUGCCUGCCGAGGGCGCCCGAUGGCUCCGCCUGCGCACGUCGAUUCGCAGCGCCAAGAACGGCCGCUACGGCUGCGACGUGGACAUUUUCGACGCCGACGGGGACGUCGUCGCCCAGGCUCGACACGUGGCCAUGAUUGUGGACAUGUCGCGCAACACGGCAAGCCGGAGUACCUCGAAAUCGAUCAAGCUGUGA
This is a messenger RNA of Cordyceps militaris CM01, 963 nucleotides long. RefSeq lists its product as uncharacterized. The transcript has 2 exons. The record is from RefSeq and is a predicted model, not a curated record. Bases 1 to 963 code for a protein of 320 amino acids. Lineage: Eukaryota; Fungi; Ascomycota; Sordariomycetes; Hypocreales; Cordycipitaceae.